Papaver somniferum (opium poppy) is the source of this 718-nucleotide messenger RNA. RefSeq names its product thioredoxin H2-like. The transcript is spliced from 3 exons. The coding region runs from base 152 to 628 and encodes 158 amino acids. The record is from RefSeq and is a predicted model, not a curated record. Lineage: Eukaryota; Viridiplantae; Streptophyta; Magnoliopsida; Ranunculales; Papaveraceae.
CUUCACCAGUAGUGCUUCUGUUAUUUAUACUCUACUUGUGCAAACUUCUGUUCCAACAAAAUUUGCAAGCCAAGAGAAACACAUUUACAUUUUGUUGUUUCCCUUGAAUAGAUAGAAAAUACAACAAUGGGAGCUCAACAUUCUCAUCCUUAUGGUGGUCAAAUGGACCAUGGUGGUUCCGCAAUUCAAGAAAUCCACUCCAAGCAUGAAUGGCGGAGCUCAACAUUCUCAUCCUUAUGGUGGUCAAAUGGACCAUGGUGGUUCCGCAAUUCAAGAAAUCCACUCCAAGCAUGAAUGGCGAAUUCUAUUGGAAAAAAACUACGGCUCGAAUCAUCUGAUGGUGGUGGAUUUUACGGCAUUAUGGUGUGGGCCAUGCAAGUUUUUCGAGCCGACUAUUAUAGAGUUUGCUUUGAAAUUCCGAGAUGUGACCUUUGUCAAAAUCGACGUUGAUGUACUGCCGGAGGUGGCGAACGAUUUUAAUGUAACAGCAAUACCAGCGUUUGUAAUGAUCAAAGAAGGUAAAGAAAUCGAUAAGGUCGUGGGAGUCAAUAAGGAAGCACCGGAGAUGAAGAUAGAGAAACACAGAUCACAAGGGCAGCAACACCCAUUACUGUUGCAACAUUUAUGAGAUAUUAGCUAUCAUUUUGCCUGCAUUUUGUAAACCUUGAGAUUAUUACAAGUCUCUCUAAAUUUAAUGAUAAAAAAGUGUGAUGUUUUC